Molecule: messenger RNA, 1158 nt
Organism: Aspergillus pseudonomiae
Lineage: Eukaryota; Fungi; Ascomycota; Eurotiomycetes; Eurotiales; Aspergillaceae
Exons: 3
Coding region: 628-867 (79 amino acids)
Source: RefSeq, a predicted model, not a curated record
GUGAUGGUUGAAGAAAGAUUGAUCGAACUUCACUGAUUGAUUAAUAUGAUAAAAUGGGCGAUGACAAACCCGACCUAAAUCACCGGCGCUAGGCCCCUUCCAGCAACCCCGUCGCCUUCGCGGGUCCGGCCUCGGACAUGACGUUACCCCCGAGUCGCGCAGAACCAAAUGACAGAAGGAUUGGUUAUCUGAUGGAGAGACCCAGCAAAUGACCUUUCCUCAUGAUGAGAACAUCGAUGCAAGUGGUUGGCCGUCCAAGCCAUUUCCCACGGGAAACCGCAGGGGAGUUCCACCGGUGGGAGAACUGGCGGGAUGCAUUCGUUCUAGUUCGUUUCUAGUAUAGAAUCCCGGUUUAGGACCGGUAUUAGUCCUCCCGAUAACCAACGAGGGUCUCGUACAGUCUGAAUUACCAAGCGAACAGAACACCCUUUUACCGGCGCGUUGGUGUAAUUAAUCUCUCUGAUCUGGGGGGAUUUGCCGCCCUCCAUCUGAUAAGACCUUCCUCAUUCGGUUAGGGAAUAACUAUCCCCCGACCAUUUAUCAGCUCAUAUCAAACUUCCCUUUUCUGUUUGAAAAUCCGCAAGCGAUAAUUCGUGCUAUGUACAUUAAGAUAUAAGAAGCGUGGAAAUGGCGGGGAAAAUCUUUGGUCGAUCGUCGGGAUCUGUCAACGCCCCCAUAGCUGCCUUUUCCAUGGCUCUCAUCCUCACCACCUACUGCGUCAGCUCCAUCCGUACCGCGCGCCGUGAAGCGCAGGCACCAAGCACCGCGACACGUCAGAAAUCCGCAGGAGAGAAGACGGAGCAAGUGUCAUGGGUUCAGCAGGCACUAGAGGAAAGUCGCGAAGCUGAGCGGAAAGUGUCGAAGUAACGCAUAUUGUACGGUAUGAUCAAGAGAGUUGCAGUUAGGGCGUAGUUCUACAUGCUGAAGGGCUAUCCUAUUAUUGAGGUAAUACUAUAGGGUACACUAGUGAAAGGUUAGCAGAUGUACAGCCAAAUGCUAAGUCAGAUUUCGCAGUGAUAUCCAUGAUCAGAAUUUUCAGUGUAUGAAAUAGUCCUUUCCAGAGUGUUGACUGGAUCUACCAUUUAUAAAGAAGUAUCAUCAUAUCAUCGGAUAGCAACAGCGGCUUUAGAAAUCCCUCUAGACAUUAUAGAGGGCAAG